This is a messenger RNA of Haliotis rufescens (red abalone), 2835 nucleotides long. Its product is annotated as 5-methylcytosine rRNA methyltransferase NSUN4-like. The transcript has 6 exons. Gene Ontology annotation, biological process: RNA methylation. Gene Ontology annotation, molecular function: methyltransferase activity. The coding region runs from base 1451 to 2800 and encodes 449 amino acids. The record is from RefSeq and is a predicted model, not a curated record. NCBI's taxonomy places the organism in Eukaryota, Metazoa, Mollusca, Gastropoda, Lepetellida, Haliotidae.
UCCAAUGGCAAUGAACCAAAAGUGUGGUAUAAGUAGCCAAACUCCAUUUCCGAAUUGCACCAGACCAGGAGGAUAUGUCAUGUCUUUAUGACUCUUGUUUUUUAUCAAACUGUAACUAUCAGAGGUAUUUUCAACUAAUGACAUCCGAUGAGCCUCAAGCGUUUCUUUUGUCUGCUUAUGUUGAAGAAAUGAAUCAACAUUAGCUCUUCGUAAUAUCAACAUCUCCAUAGAUCAUGCACUAACUAAUCAGUGUUGAGGAAUGCGUGUAGACAUUGCCUUAAUCUAUGGCCGCUGUCUUUACAGACGGUAUGUCACCCAGUCUCUUGUCAUGCAGUUGACUCCGCUGUUGACUCCAGGCACUGUGUGCCAGCUGGGCAGAAGCCAGAUCCAAGUGCUCCUUUGAACAUGCCAGCUGUCAGUGUUGUUACCUGUUUCCAAGAACCAAGAUGAAGUGGAACAUUAAAAACAUUGACUUUUGAUGCUAAUCUCCAUAUGAGUCUAUGCUUUGUUCAAGCUGUCUUCAUGUGCCAUUUAGAUUUAUGUUUUGCUGCACAGUAUCAUGGGAAGGUGCUCUACUGGAUAGCCUUGGUCUAAUGAAAACAUUCUUUUAUGUCUUACAAUGUUUACAGUUGUAAAAUCUCGUAAUACCAAUUUAGUAGUAAAAUCUAAAUGAUAUCUCCAUAGCUGUUUGAAGUUCUAUUUGAUGUCAAUUUUUUUAUUGUUUCAUUAAUCAUGUUUCUAAAGUAUUCACUGACAUCAACCUUGGCCUGUUAUGCCAUAGGGACAUGUGUACUGGUUAUGGAGAAUUAUUCCUUAACAGGUUUAGAACCAAUCAAAGCCUGCGUGUGUACAGAAAUGGAAUGAUGUGCUCUCUACACACAUGCUGGAGACAUGUCUGGUGAUGUAGCGGGUGUGCAUUGUAUACACAGUAUUAAAUUUAUUAAAUUGUGAAUGUCUUUAUUUUUCUGAAGUCCAUUUAUUGAACAGUUCUUCAUAUCUGGUAAACAGUGCGUAACUGAUUUGAUUUAGGAUGAGGUCAUUGCAGUCCUGUAUGUACCGGUAAUAAUUAAAAGCAAGAUGAAUUGUGUACAAACAAUGUUUCCGUUAGCUUUUUUGACCGGCUGACUAAAAAUAUACUGGUCCUUAUCAUUUUCGGACGGUCCCCCAUGUUACUGUGUAAAAACAUACCUUUCGAUCAGAGUUUUCUCUUUUUAUUUCUGAACUGUAGCUUUGCUGCAGGAAGGUGUUUUUCACCAGAAUGCAUGUUCAAGAUCAUAAGAUUGUUUAAUCUUCGCUGGCAAAGUCGGUUACGACUUGCCGUAUGUAUGCGGUUUUGUAGACUGAAGCCGUGUUAGGCUGUUAUGCUGCUGACAGGUAUCGUCAUGGACUGCUUUGCAGUCAGUUUGUAAAUGCAUCAUACUUAAUCACUUGUAAAAUGCAUCAUAUUUGAAUGAAGGCAACAAAGCUGAAAGAAAAAGCACACACUUCUUUGGCUUUGGAACACUUUGACACCUUUUACAAGCCAAUGUAUGGAGAGAUGUGGCCCUCUAUUAGGGUGGCACUGUUGUCUCAGCAGAAGUACUGUGCCCUUGUCAACAACUAUUCUGACCAUGAGAAGUCGUGCAGCAGACUGGCAGGCCUGGGGGCAAGAAACAUCAUAAACACUGCCCACCAUACAGGAGUGAACAAACUGAGCCAGACAAACAAGCCAGAAACUGAUGAAUUUCAGGGUUCUUGGAGGGAACCAGUUCUUGAAGAUGAACACUGGAAUCUCCAAGAUCGUGAUGCAACAAAAGCUAUUUUUGAAAAUGUGUCUUUUCAAACAUCAGAAUGCGAUAUAUCUAGCAGGGAGUUGAAACAUACAGAAGAUGACCUCAUUGACCCUUUGUCACUGAAUCCUGACACAAAUUUAAGUGAGUUUAUGCCUGUGGAUAAAGUGUAUUCAGAGAAAGAAGUCCUGAAGAUGGCCGAGGUGCAGCAGAGCAUGUUUGAGCCAAGAGACAUCCAAGUGAGCACGGUCACUCCAACACCAACUGUUUUACCUCAAGAGUUAAGAGUUUAUGCCUUCAACAAAGGUGAUGUGUCAGCGUUCCCAGCACCCAAGCUCGAUUCUACAAACGUGAUGGGUUACUAUCUACUUGAUGCAUCAUCAAUUUUACCUGUGAUUGCCCUUGACCUCCAAUCACACGACUCUGUCCUCGACCUUUGUGCAGCACCCGGGGGAAAGACUCUUGCAAUGCUUCAGUUGGUGUCUGCAGACUAUAUGACAUGUAAUGAUGCAUCAGCUGCACGUCUGAGAAGACUGAAGGACAUGUUGCGGUGGUACUACCCCCACCAUGCCAACAUCGACAUGCUACAAAGGGAUGGCAGACAGAUGCAGGACAGUCUUUAUUCCAAGGUGCUUGUUGAUGCUCCAUGUAACACUGACCGCCAUGUUGUGUUGGAAGAUAAGAAUAACCUGUUCAAGCACACCAGAGUCAGUGAGAGACUUGAGCUACCACGCAGACAGAAAGACUUGCUCAUAGCUGGCAUCAAGUGUUGUAAACCUGGCGGUUCAGUGGUGUACUCCACCUGCACACUGUCCCCGGCACAGAACGAUGGAGUCAUACAGUCAGUCGUGGAGGAAAUAUGGCAACAAACAGACAUAGACAUUGUUAUUCAGGAUCUCAGUUGGAUAGCCUCCAAGUUUCGCAAUACAUUCAGAUUCUACAGUAACUGUCGGCAUGGACAGUUGGUGCUGCCUUGCUUAACAGCCAACUUUGGACCUAUGUACUUCAGCAAGAUAAUACGAAUCAAGUAACUUGAGUCUCACAAAUAAACAGUGUGUUGAAGUAC